AUGGAAAGGGGACAUGAGCCGAUCAGGAGAGGGGUCAGCUGGACCGAAGGUGGUGCCAUGACCAGUGAUGCAACAAUCUCAGACAGGACUAGUCCUCAUUCCUGGGAGAAAGAAAAGCAUGGCUGGGUCGAAGCAAAGCCGUUACUGAUCUCCACUGCCAGCCGCCCACCUCAGAAAACAAAUCUUGGCCGAAGCGCCAGUCUGUCGGAGAAAGAGCUGAAGGAGGCGCAGACGCGAAGUCAGAUCAUUGCAGCGCAACUGACCGUGCCAUCCAAUCCCAACUCUAAAGGCGUCCAGCUUUUCAACCGCCGCAGACAGAGAGUAAACGCCUUUACGCUCGUAAGCGUUGCCGGAGGACAAGAAGGAGGCCAGCAGUCGUCCCAGAAUGAACCCGAUUCACCUUCAGGUGCAUUAACAUGGAACAGGAAGUGUUCAACUGACAGCCAGUUUGGAGACUUGGAGCACUGUAAAAACGAUACGCAAACCUUGCAGCCAUCUGACGCAACGCACGACUGUGGACAUAACAUGGAUGAGGCUGAGGACGUUAAACACAAAGUGGAAAAUGUGCCAAACAAUGUACAAGAGAGACAUUUUCUCCCUGUGAAUGAGAAAGAUGAGGAAAUCACUGAGGAGCAAGAAGAGGCAGGAAAAGAUAAGAUUACUGGCGGUGAUGACAAUUUUGCUGUUUCUGUUCCUAACCAAGCAGAACAAGAGGAACUGGAGCCUAAUGGGGUGUAUGAGGGCUCUAAAGCUAGCCCAAAUAUAUGCCACAGCACUGGAUAUAAUGGAAAAGAAGGAACGCCAGCAUCGAAGCAGUCAACCAUCACAAACAGAACAGCUAGGCCCUUUUUCUCCUCUGCUGUGGUAAAUUCAGCUGGAGCUAGCAAUUCCACUCCGGAUAUCCCUCCCGCCCCCUCCUAUUCCACUCCUCCCCUGCCAGUUCAGUAUGAAUCACAUUCUAGUACAUAUUCUGAAUUGCAACUCUCAACUCCUAUGGAGCCACAUGUUGCAGUGUCUUCCAGACGAGUGUUCUCCCCUCCACCUCCUGCUCCCUUAUACCCGACCCCUCCUCUCCCCACCUCCGUGAGUCUACCUUCAUCUGUUCCAACUGAUCCUCACCCACCUACAGCCAUGUCUCCCCCACCAACUCCUACCUACUGUGCAUCCCCAGCUGCUCCUCAUCUCAACUGCGUCCCUCAGCUCCUGACCGAAAGGAGGUCAGAGACACCCAUACGCACAGGCCUACUGGAUGAAGGUCGGGUUCGGAGGACGAGCCGCAAGUCUAUGUUCACAUUUCAAGAGAAACCAAAGGUGUCCCCUAACCCCGACCUUCUGUCUCUGGUUCGAAGAACUGAUGACCUGCGUAAAGGUAGGAGCCAGGCGGAGCUACAUCAGGAGGAGGAGCAGAUGGCCCUCGGUGCGGAGGCCUCCAACUUUCAAGCCAAGGAUGACAAGGAUGAGAGCACUGUGGAAGAGGUUAAGGUUCCAGUGUGGGCCUCAACCCUAAAAUGUUCUUAUACUCAGAAAAAAGUAGAGCACAAACCUGAGCAAGCCCUGACCCAUGCAUCUGGUAAGGGGGCAGAUCUGUUUGCCAAGCGCCAGUCCAGAAUGGAGAGGUAUGUUCACGACAGUGCAGACAGACGAAGAUCUCCUUCUCCGACCAUGUCUUUGCCUCCUUCGUGGGAGUAUCCAUCAAACAUGCCUGGCCGAGUCAAGGCAAUUAUUAAUGCCUCCAACGUCAGUACAGAGAUUUCAAAGACUCUGGAAGCCCAGCACGCUACUCAAAAGAGGAGCUUUCAGGCACAUGUACCAGCUCCAGUUCCAGUCCAGGAGAAUCCGGUGUUGGAAAAUGGCUGCAGCCGAGUGGAGAUGGAGUUGUCUCGACACCAGCCUUACCAAAUCAGCUCCUCACUGUUUAUUCUAAACCCAACCAAGGAUCCCCUAAGCACCCUUCCCAAAGGGGCACCCCCUCCCAAACCUGUACUAAUGAAAUCCGCCUUUUCCGGACAGUCCUCUCUUCCGACUCAGUACAACUCUUCAGAUGCUUACAGGUCAGCCCAUUGCUUUUCCCCUCCCAUGAUGCCUCUCCGAUCAGCAAGCAGUGACAUUACCACAUCUGUGUCAAGCUUAGCUUCUGAACGUGUGAUUUCACCACGGUCGGGGGUCCAGGCACCAAAACCCACUUUUUCUGCCAAGAAGGCUGGAAUUACCCCACAGGUUAUGAAAGAGUCUCCAGCUGCAGCCCCUUGCAACAGUUCCGGCACCCAAAUGUCCAGAACAUCCAGCCUGUUCCGCAGACUCAGCAGCACUGACAAGCCUCCAAGUGGUGUGUGGAGCUCUCAGAGCCCCCGAAGUUCUCUAUUCACCUCCCCACCACCAAGAAGCAUCCAUAACCCAAUCAUUUCCUCCCCAACCCCAAGACCCAUCAGUCACUCUGUACCCUCUUCACCGCCCCCAAGCCGAAUCCAGAACUCCACCUCUGCCCCAACCUCAAGACCAUUCGCUUACUCAAACAUUUCCUCCUCAACCAGUCCUUCUAUCCAAAACUUUACCUGCACCUCCCCGACACCGAAACCCUUCCAGAACCGAGUCACAUCCUCCCCUACAUCUCGGUCAAUCCAAAACUCCAUCAGAUCUUCUCAAAGACCAUUCCAAAGUCCUGGUUCCACAACCAUCAGUAACCACACAGCCACCACCCCUGUAUCACCACCUUGGGAAUCCAGUUGCAAAUCUCCCUCCCCCCAGGACACCAAGGCCAACCACCGCCUUCUAGCCAAGAACAUCAUCAAUGCUGCCAAGCGGAAGAACAGCCCCUCUCCUGGAGCUCUGAGUGGCCAUAAUUUUCCCAUUUCCCCAGUGAGCAACAGCUUCUUGCCCUUUGAGACCAAAACUACUAGCCCCUUUCAGUCUCGCUCACUAAGUGCUCAGUCACCCACUUUCACAAGCCCCCCAGCCACCCCAACACGGACGGUCCGUUCCCCACUUCGCCUCUACACCACACGCUCGCUUACCGAUGGUUCAGAUGCUUCACUCGAGUCAGAAGACUCUGGAGUGCGCUCACCAGGGUUGCGCAGCUACAACACCUGUCCACGUGGCUGGACCGGGAGCUUGAGGCUCAAGAGAAUCGGAGUGUCUGAAGACCUUUAGAAUGGAGGGAUCAUGGAGAUUGGAAAUGUGCCUACAGUCUGGAACAAACAGAGAGAAAAACAGCGCUUUUCACUAGAGAUAUGCAGUACUUGUCUCUAGCACUCUGAUCUAUUAUUUGCCGCACUUGAUCUGGCUACACCAGUUUUUAAUCUUAUAAAGGUAUAAUUAUCACACAUAUGUACAAAAUUGAACAUUUACAACAUUUGGAAGAUGCUUGUUUUUUUUUUUUUAUCCAAACCUCUUUGAAUCCUCUACAUACCUUGUAAACGCUAAGCUGAUCUGGUUUGAAAAUGAGGAUUGAAAAUGGAGGAUUUUAUUCUUGGGAUCUCAGAGAAUUGACCAAAGAAUGCACUGGGGAUUAUGGAGAAUUGACCAUAGCAUACGCUACACCCCAGCAAUCAGAAAUUGGACUACAUGUUUGAGGAAAAAGAACUGAUUACAAUCCAGGGAUUGUAGAACAUAAGAAUAAGAGUAAGAGUUUGGACUGCACUGUAGGAUCGUAUGAAAUGGACCAGAGAAUGGAUAUAAGAAUGGACUACAUUCCAAGGAUCUCGUAACAUGAUUGGAUGAGUAUGCAUCGCCAGCUAAGGAAAAGAGAAUGGACUUUAAUUUAGAUUUAGGGAUAAACAGAUGAGUGGAACAGUAGAUGACAAUAUGGGAAUGAUAGAAAAUAGACAUGAGAACUGAAUUACAUCUGCACAUCACAGAAAUUGGAAUAAAGAAUGGUUGACAGUC
Messenger RNA from Trichomycterus rosablanca, 3882 nucleotides. Its product is annotated as synaptopodin. Lineage: Eukaryota; Metazoa; Chordata; Actinopteri; Siluriformes; Trichomycteridae. Gene Ontology annotation, cellular component: Z disc; nucleus; actin cytoskeleton. Gene Ontology annotation, molecular function: actin binding. Gene Ontology annotation, biological process: positive regulation of actin filament bundle assembly. The transcript has 3 exons. Bases 1 to 3147 code for a protein of 1048 amino acids. The record is from RefSeq and is a predicted model, not a curated record.